This is a messenger RNA of Mobula hypostoma (lesser devil ray), 1418 nucleotides long. RefSeq lists its product as uncharacterized. NCBI's taxonomy places the organism in Eukaryota, Metazoa, Chordata, Chondrichthyes, Myliobatiformes, Myliobatidae. The coding region runs from base 6 to 1418 and encodes 470 amino acids. The transcript has 5 exons. The record is from RefSeq and is a predicted model, not a curated record.
CGUCCAUGGCUCUGAAGGCGGAUCGAGCCUUCGUCCUGCACGGGGUGAGAAGUUCUCUGAGGAAGCGACCAGAUGAGCAUCUCACAAACACACAAAAGACAUUCACCAUGCAUCAGCAAGUAUCAAGGGAUCAGCCAACAAACUGGAAUUUUAAUCGCAACUCAUCAGACAUCUCCAUAGAUGACAAGCUAAGGGAGGUGCCCUUGUCUGGCAGCCAGAAGAACAGCCCCAGCAUUGAUGAAUUGGAACAAAGUUUAAGUGAACUAAAGAUGCAGGUGAAGAGUCUGACUUCAAGUCUGACCCCUGCAUUAAUGACAGACUACAAAAGGAAAGGAGACCUGGACAGCACUUCCAGGCCUAGCAGCAAAAAUGGUGAUUGGCUGGUCCUAACCAAUGGGGCAUUUCACGAGAACAGAGGUGGAACAGCACAACAUUCCGAUGAGUCAGAGUGGUUUAUGAGGCCGAGGCAUUUAGUGCAAUCACUGGGCAGAUACCCAGCCCUCGAAGACCUCGGAGUUCCUGCUCACUUCAUAUCUCCGGUUGAUCGAGUGGUGGGCCUCACUGGGAGCGAGCUCUCCAGCAAAAGCUUCACGGCUGCCACCAUCUCACCUGCUGACAUUGCCUACAGAGAAAGCGUACCCACGAGGGUGGGUGCACCGCACCUAAUUGGAGUCAGAGCUCUCCUUCCUCCUCAGAUUCCGGUCCGGCUUCAGUGCCCCGAAAGGAUGAGAUCACCAUCUCCCAACACCCAUUUCCGGACUCUCAGGCGCUCCAGAGACCUCCGGUCACGGUCUCUGUCCCCUGCUCCUAAAAGAAGCCAUUGGCAGCAAUCCCGCCCUCAGUCUCCUAAACCAGCGUGGAGACCAAAUUCUGCUAAAGUGAAUGCAUGUGGUAGGCCCCCUCCGCCCAUAAAGAGGCAGACAACCGUGAGUAAGAAAGCAGCCUUUGCCAGACUGUCUAGACCGUAUUCCUACAAUCCAGAGGCCUUCAGCCUGAGCUCCCAGCCUAUACCUAAUCAGAGUGUAGAUGACCAUCUGAGUUUCACAGCUCUGGAUGUGGCAUCACCUUCUACAAGGGAGAUCAGUGACAGGUUCCUGCAAACGCUGGCAGAGGGCGACGUCAGACAGUCAUUGGUGGAAAUGUCUCCUUACCAACAAGAACUGUCUCAGCUGAGGCUGCAGCGUCUCCGUGUGGAGGAAGAGUUACUGCUGGAGCUCAAACGGCAACAAGAACUGGAAAGAGUCCGGGGCCCGCAGCUCAAAUGGUAUGAAAUGAAAGGACCUCGCUUUCAUUAUGAAGCUCACAAGAACAAUGAAUUGUUACGAAGCAGCAAGGAAAGGCAGUCUGGAUUUAGCUAUGGAGAGGACCUCUCUGCUUCCAGUGACUUCUCUCAAAAUGUCAACAUGGACUCCGUGUGA